AUGGUAGAAGGGGAAAAACUCGGACAUUUACAACCCUUGCCGAAGGAGUUUCCCGCUGGUCAGCAACUACAGCAGCAGCAGCAGCGGAAAAUGCAGCGUGAAAAAUUCAGAGCUGGAAGAGGGUGGUUAUCCUUCAAGGAUAACAAAUGGCCAAAUGAUGUAACCUCAAGCCGUUUUCUUGUGGAGAUCUCUCGUCGUCCAUCACUCUGGGACACUCGCAUCUUCUACGCCUUACGACGACCACAAAUAGAAAGCGAUUGGCGGUCCGUUGCCGACGUAAUGAAAAUCAGCGUGGAGGAAUGCAAGCGCCGUUGGAAAGGUCUACGGGGUAACUAUCGCACCGAGAUCCGACGUCCCGGACCUUCGCGCUGGCGUUACUUCAACGAAAUGGAAUUCAUGCGCGACGUCUUUUUACAACCAAACCAAGAACCAUGUACUCGUGUCUACGUACAGGUCACCGGCAACCAAAACACCAAUCCCAAUCCUAAUAGUCAAAAUCUUCAAAAUUCCCAUAAAUAUUCUAAUACCAAUUCCUCCCCCUUUUCCCAUCCACAUCCACAUCCCCAUGCAAUUCCACAGGCACAUCGCCAUCUACAUCCAUGUCGUCCUACCAUUCCACAUACCCAUGCACUACGUCCUCUUCCUCCACGCCGCCAUACCAUUUCACAUUCCCAACCUCUUUCACUUUCUCAUUCACAACCAAAGCCCCGUCCACAACCACAACCACACGUUUUUUCUCAUCCUAAACCACUACCAAAAGCUAAGCCGGAGCUGCAUUCCCUAUCAUAUAUACCUGGCGGCCUCCAAUUUGAGACCGAUGAGACCUUAUUUUGGGUUAUGGACAAACCGGAACCAGGAUUAGAUAUCGAUGAGGCGAUUACUAGGCAAGUGAACUCCAAUAACUGGUUGUGGGAUCCCAAUAUCGAACUUGCUAUAACUCCGUAUGAGAUUCCACAACCAAGUCCUCAACAGCCACUGCAAGACAUGCCUUUGGAUUUGCGUACAUGUCCUGGUCCCAAUGAUUCAGACCAGAACUACCUGAUGAGCAUGAUUCCCAUCCUUCGAUCCCUAAGCAAUCGCUCAAGGAUACGAUUCCGUUACGUGGUGCAGAAUCUGCUGCGUCAAAGGAUGGUUGAAGAUAGGAAGAUGCGCAAAGCCAAUUAAUCAGACUGGAUUGGGGGCAUAAUCAAGCUGGAUUUGAGACAUAAUCAAACUGGAUUCAUGUCAUAAUCAGACUGGAUUCGGACAUAACCAGAUACUUUCUGUACAAAUUGUUACCCGUACCACACAAAAUCUGAUUUUAUAAAAUGUUAAUCACACAUUUUUGAACCCAGUGUUUGGUGUUUAUUCGAAAUCAAAGGAAGGCUUCAGAUAAGAGUCGUAAGUUGCCCAAUGGAAGUUUAUCAAAGAAGAGGUGCUAGUAUUAGAACUUAAACCUGAUCAUGCCCAUUAGUUAGUAUUUGACUCUAUUUAACUCAAUUUCUAACAAGCUAUACAUAACAGCCAGCAAGUGCAGAGCUAACCAAUAACCAAUUCUUCUUAAACAUUUUCCUAUAAAAUAUAAAAGUAAAGUAUUGCCAAAACUUUUUCAGGAUAUUUUCAAAAGAGAAGUCUAUCAAAAAGAUAGUCUAGUCACCGGGCCGAGGAACUUAAUGAAUGCAUUAAAAUAAAAUCCACCAAAGAUUAGAGAGAGCUCGAGGCGUAAGUCUAAACCACAAGGUAAACAUCGAAGUAAAAGUUCACAUCAAAUUGGCUUAAGUGCUUAAGGAAAGUCCUUGGCCCUGGCCCCUACUCCUUCCACACAGCAUCCUCAACCUUUUGUGAUCCUUUUGGCUGACCGUAAAGAUUCUUAAUUACCCUUUGGGAUGGACGGGGCGAUAAAAAUGUAUCUAUUAGUUUGCAUUUG
Drosophila eugracilis is the source of this 1906-nucleotide messenger RNA. RefSeq lists its product as uncharacterized. Lineage: Eukaryota; Metazoa; Arthropoda; Insecta; Diptera; Drosophilidae. Gene Ontology annotation, molecular function: DNA binding. The record is from RefSeq and is a predicted model, not a curated record. Gene Ontology annotation, biological process: regulation of transcription by RNA polymerase II. Gene Ontology annotation, cellular component: nucleus; transcription regulator complex. The transcript is spliced from 3 exons. The coding region runs from base 1 to 1164 and encodes 387 amino acids.